Sclerotinia trifoliorum is the source of this 2267-nucleotide messenger RNA. The record is from the annotation of a GenBank genome assembly. NCBI's taxonomy places the organism in Eukaryota, Fungi, Ascomycota, Leotiomycetes, Helotiales, Sclerotiniaceae.
GUCAUUGGGCUAUUUGGAGAUACUGGACAAAGAACCUGCGUCAUGAUUCCUGUUCACGACUCAAAGAGAUGUCGAGUAGCGAGGUCUAUAGAUUUCUUUGUCCAUUACUUUGGGUCUUUCACAUCCCAUCACAUUACUGGGGAUCCUCAUUACGUGAAGUUAUAAUUUCAUCCUUCGAAAUUAACCAAUUCCUAUUGAUACUGAAUAUCCUACUAGUUGCUCAAUAAAUUGCGUAAAAUAUAGUCAGUGAACCUCACCAUGCAGACAAAUAACUUCUUGCUGAAAACAAUUCCAUGGCUUCUUACCCUAUUAAACUCCAUUCAACUCAUCACUGCUGAUUCUUCAGCCGGACAGCCAGGCAAUCGGAAGUCCCCCGGUCGCUAUGUCUUCGCUCAUUUCAUGGUAAUCAAUCCCUUCUCGUAGAUACCAAAACCCACUGACACCCACAGGUUGGCAUAGUAAGCAACCGCGCCAGCUCCUCCGACUAUGACACUGAUAUGCGACUCGCUCGCCGCGCCGGCAUCGAUGCAUUCGCUCUCAACAUCGGUACCGACGCUUUCACAGACACACAACUCGACUACGCUUAUGCAUCCGCCGCCACAAACCAUAUGAAAGUAUUCUUGUCCUUUGAUUUCAAUUCCUGGAACCCGAGUGACUUCUCUUCAGUAGGCACAAAAAUCGCAAAAUAUGCUAAUCAUUCUGCACAAUUAAGUGUCGAUGAUAAAGUCUUUGUAUCUACUUUUAUAGGCGAUGCUCUUAACGUUGCAGAUUUGCGAGCAAAAGCAGGGGUCCCCAUAUUCUUUGCACCGAAUUUCAGUCCGGGUUCGUCUAAUUUUCAGGAAUUGGAUGCCGCGUUUAAUUGGAUGGGUUGGCCUAAUAAUGGUGCCAACAAAGCGCCAUCUUCUUCGGCAAACUUCACAGUUCGUGAUGGUGAUGUGGCUUAUAUGAAUGCGUUGGCAGGUAAAGAUUACGUGGCACCUGCUAGUCCGUGGUUUUUUACACAUUAUGGACCAGAGGUGCCGUAUAGUAAGAAUUGGGUCUUUCCGGCUGAGGGACAGUGGGUGCAGAGGUGGCAGGAUUUAUUGGGGUUGGAAACGAGGUUUGUGGAGAUUGUUAGUUGGAAUGAUUAUGGUGAGUUCCAAAAAUUUACGCGUGAUUGGAGUGGAAGAGAUUCUGAUUUGGAAUAGGCGAAAGUCAUUACGUAGGCCCGCUAUCUUCUCAACAUACUGAUGAUGGAAACUCGAAAUGGACAAAUGAUAUGUAAGAUUCCUUUUAAUACUAUAGUCCACUUAAUCGAAUUGUACUAACACAACCAGGCCUCACGGAGCAUGGCUCACACUCGCCACCCCCUUUAUCCGCGCCUUUCGCGCGGGCGCCACCUCCCCCGCCAAAUACAUAAACCGAGACCUCAUAGUUUACUGGUACCGACCCAAUCCUCUCUCUCUCAACUGUGACGCAACCGACACAACCAUGCUCGACGCAUUCAAUUCAUCCGGCGAAUACUUCCACGGUAAACCCAAUGGAUGGGAAACCGAAACCGAUACCAUCUUCGUAACAGCUCUUCUCAAAUCCCCCGGAAACAUAACCGUCGUUUCUGGAAACGGUACUUUUCAAUUCAAUGCCGUGCAAGGCGUAAAUGCAUUUACGGUACCAAUGGGAGUAGGAAGUCAAAUUUUUGGGCUCUGGCGAGGUGGGAAAGUAGUCUUGCAGGAAACGAGUCCUAUGAAUGUAACGGAGAUUUGCGCGUGUGGAAAUUAUAAUUUCAAUGCGUAUGUAGGACGAGUUCCUUCUUCGAGAGAAAAAGAUCAGUUGCAGCCUGCUGGGACGGCUUUGUUGACGAAUGGCAUUAGGGUUCCGCCUGCUCAGUGUGUGGCUGUUACUGGGAGUGCGGGGGAAGUUGGUGAUGAUGAUGGGAGUGUGAGUUUUUCGGAAAGUACCAGUGAGACUUUUGCUAGUAGUGAGAGUACUAGUGAGAGUAGUACUAAUCAGAAGAGAGCUUGGGGAUCGCCGAGUCGCUGGGAAUGGAUUAGGGGCUGGAGGGACUUUGUGGAUUUGGGCUAGGGUUAGGUAAUUGAUUUUUCGGGUGGUUCAUUUGCUGUUUCGUUUCUUUUUGUGUUUUUAUUUUGGUUAUAGUUCGGGCACUUUUUAGGGCUGGAUGUUUUUGUUCGUUGUUGCAAAAAUGUAAAUUUCAAAGAGAAAGCUCAAGUGCUCUUGGUUUAUCGCAUUUAAGUAUGUUUAUAAGACGAUAAUAAAUGUACUUUCCCAAC